This is a messenger RNA of Rhopalosiphum padi (bird cherry-oat aphid), 1071 nucleotides long. RefSeq lists its product as uncharacterized. NCBI's taxonomy places the organism in Eukaryota, Metazoa, Arthropoda, Insecta, Hemiptera, Aphididae. The coding region runs from base 1 to 1044 and encodes 347 amino acids. The record is from RefSeq and is a predicted model, not a curated record. The transcript has 2 exons.
AUGGACAAAAGCUCAAAAGUUGACGACGACGGUCAGUGGAAGUCGUUAUCCAAAAAGCUGUCGCUCGUUUUCGUGCAGUCUGUCCUCACGGCAGUGUUCGUGUUCGUCCUGAUGACUGCCGCGUACCUGCUGUACUUGCGAUACAAGUCCACAGCGGUGCAGGUGAAACCAAUUGCGCGCCGCUCUUUUUACGACGACUCGGCACCUGUGGUGCAGAUCGUCAACGUCACUGCAAGAGAGUUUUGUUCGGUCGUUUCCAGGGACCUGCACUCGUUGAAGCAGAUGGGCUACGUGGACGACGACAGCCGGGUGUCCAAGCUGCUGUCUCUGGACCUCGGCGGCGCCCAAGACGUGCACUACGUGUUCGUCAACACCACGCAUGUACCGUGGACAGUCGCCUGUUCGCUGGAGUCAGCCCUGGGUGCUAUUGGCCACGUCGGCCGAGUAAAUGUGUUUGUCGUCAAUGGAAUGGAAUUCGAUCGAACCGAUAACAAGUGCGGUCUGACGCAACCGGUAUCGCUGUUGUCGAGCCUUGUCGACCUGACAGCCAAGUACGGCAACCACCGAUUGAACGUGUUGCACGUAAACCUGGAUGAUUUGCUGGAGUUUUCGCCGUUCCAGUGUAUGGGCCUAAACAGGCGUCCCGCGCUCGCCAAAUUCGCGGUGCAGCUAGUACUACUUUGGCAAUUCGGCGGCACCGUGCUGGACGGCGAUGUGGUGGCAAUCCGCGGAUCCGUGUACCGUGCGACCGACACGGCAGUCGAGUACGGCGACUGGACCGUCAGUUCACCCUACACUUGCCACCCGUUCGUGUACGACGCUAUGGUGUGUACCAAGAGUUACGCGUUACUUUACAGACCAUUCAUGGCCGACACCAGUGUCAAGAUCUUUGAUAAAGCGGUUGAAUGGUCAGGACGCGGCGUCAGCGACGUCCGGCAGAUCAAUGAAAAUGUAAUUUGUCGGGACGGCUUGGUCGGCGGGCACUGCUAUUACGUAGAACGGGCCGACGUCGAUUUCAUUCACCGUUACUGCCCCGUCGUCUAAAAAAUAGUUCAAAAUGCAUUAAAUAUC